CCGGUUAAUAUUCCCCUCUCAAAGUAAAUGGGAUUUCACGUCCUACGACUGUUUGAAGGAUGGAGAGAUUUUCCCUGUCUGCCGCGCUGUUGCUGGUUCUGAGCUGUCUCGGUGUCUCUUGGGUUGAAGCCGACAGCUUGACGGCUCCUGUCAAUGUGACGAUCAAGGCGCUGAAGGCUAACUCCGCCGUGGUGACAUGGGACAUCCCCGGGGGGGAUCCCGUCAUCGGCUUCGCCAUCACCCAGCAGAAGAAGGAUGUGCGCAUGCUGCGUUUCAUCCAGGAAGUGAACACCACUACGCGCUCCUGUGCAUUAUGGGACCUGGAGGAAGAGACCGACUACAUCGUGCAUGUACAGUCCAUCAGCAUGAGUGGGCCCAGCCCGCUGAGCGAACCACUUCGAUUCCGCACACCAAAGGAAGCUGAGCAGCUGGCGUCCAAGAGCAAAGACGAGGUGACAAUGGAGGAAGUGGGACAGACUACCCAGCUGAGGGCGGGGGAGCUGAUCAUCAUUGUGGUGGUGCUGAUCAUGUGGGCAGGUGUGAUUGCUCUCUUCUGUCGUCAGUAUGACAUCAUUAAAGACAAUGAACCCAACAACAACAAGGACAAAGCCAAGAACUCAUCAGAGUGCAGUACUCCAGAGCACCCGACGGGGGGGCUGUUGCGCAGCAAGUUUCCCAAGAACAACAGGAAGCCAUCUGUGAACAUCAUUGAGGUGUGACUGUUCAUCCUCAUGCAAAAAGACUGAUAAUCUAAACCCGGUGGACAUCAAAAAAUAUAUUUAUAUAUGUGAAUCCCCUGUGCUGCUCGGGAUCCUGGGAAGAGCCAGGAUUUCUGGGAGAGUCUUCUCAGCCCACCUUUUGAAAUAGCUGGGUGGAUGUUUAAACUGGGAGAUUCCCUGGGAAAAAGAGCCUUGGCCAGGGGCAAGCAGAAGCUAAAGACCAGGCCUCUCUACGAAAAGACAAUGGUACGACCGCAGGUCCACCACAGGGCCGUGGGGAUAAGCCCUCAGCCAUGGAGAAGCCGGCGGUAAAGCACCUUGGGAUGCAGAUAACAGGGAAAAGACCCUUUUUCUCGGCUUCGUUUUCUUAUCGUUGAACAAACAGCUCUCCCACAUACUAUCACCGAGGCUAGAACGCUUGGGAAAACUGCGCCAAACUUCAAACUGUGCUAUUCCCUUGCUCUGCCUCUCAACAAACCAUCCUUCUCUCUCUCUGUCUCUCACUCACUCACACACACACACAUUCACAUAAACUCCUCUCUCUCAGUAACAAACUAUCUCUGUAUCUCCCCGUCUAAUACACUCUUCUCAGCACACUCCCUCUGUCAGACACUCUUUCAGACACACUCCCUUUCUUUCCUUCGAUUUAUUUAUGUUGUUAUUCAUCACAAUGAAAAACUGAAGCCAGAGACCACACAACAUUUAGCGGUGAUGGGCCAGCUCUGCAGACCUCCCUUGGAUUUCAUCGCUAACAUUCUCCAAACAUCGAGAGGCAUUUUGUCCAAGCGCUAACUUCCUCUCAGGGCACGCAGGGAUUUGUCCAGAGACCGUGCGGCUAAUUUUAGAACCACUCCUGACAUCAGAGAGCAGCUUGGACGCCAAGACUGGAUCACAGCAACACAUCUCAUGAUUGUGCCUAUUCUCUCCCUCCAAGUUUUUCAACCCAAUUGGAGAUCAAAGUCAUUUGUUGUGACAGCACACAUCAAGUACAUCAACUAAAUGUGUCAAAAUUCUCUCCAGCACACUGAGAGAUUGCUGUCUUCGAUAAGCACAUGAUCGUACUUUACAUACAGCCUUCGACACACUAAUGUUUUCAUUGUUAUUAUUAUUUUUAUUUGUUAGUAACAUUAAUUGCAUGGCCUGUCAUUAAAGGUGACUGAUAACGUUCAGACAGACAGAUCCAGUCACAUUAUAUUGCAUUUGCAUUUCUUGAGGUAUGUUUUAAAAACUUUUUAAAGGUACCUAUGUCUGUCACUGUUUUAGCCCUGUCUUACACCCCAAUAGUGAUGGUUUUAUGGGAAAACUUACAGGAAAAAUCCUUUUGGGUAACAGGAACAGAGUGGACAAACAGCUCAGGCUACUGUAAUGCAGAGAACCACCUAGAGUGGGGCACCUCACCUGUCUGGGUCAUCUGUCUCAUGCUUACCCCUACCUGUAAGUCACUGGUCUCAUGACCAGGGUUGACCCUAUCCCAUCUGUCCUAUGUCCAAGCAUACACCUUCACCUGUCUUGCGUUCUACUGCUCACCCUCACCUGAGUUACCUGUCUUGUUCCUGUGUCCAGCAUUCCUCCUUACCUCAGUCCUUUCCUGUGUCCACCAUUCACUGUCACUCACUGUCAGUGAGUGUCCCAUGUUGUGGCAUUCAUAAAACAUACAUCUUUUACCCAGGGAGAGCAGUACACCUUCACCUUCAGCAGUACACCUGCGAUUUGGGCGGAAGGGGUUGAGGAAACUUGAGUGUGCCAUUAUACUUUCCUUAUAACCUCAUCUUAAUCUUUAUUUGCCCUCCACCCACUGAUUUUAUGAUUGAAUAAAGUAGUUGAGUGUCUCAACGUUGACAGAAACCAACUUUCGAUAAUGUGCUCGUAGAUCAACCUCCUCUUGUCUUUAUGUAGGUAUAAUCUGUGCGAUAGUGACCAGGGAAUUUCUCCCCACAGUCACCACCCAGAAAGAAGGGCUUCUAUACAAUAAUUUACAAUUAAAAUACACACAAACACACACACACACACAAAGAGCCACAAUGCCCCCUUUCCCACAUGUGUGGACUCUUUGACACAUCUCUGACAGGUGUUUAAAGGGGUAGACGGGAGGGGUCAGGUCAAAGAGCAACAUCCCCUUUAUCUUCAUGGGGUUAUGGAGGGCUCAGG
Messenger RNA from Megalops cyprinoides (Indo-Pacific tarpon), 2867 nucleotides. It is a transcript of the gene fndc5a, whose product is annotated as fibronectin type III domain containing 5a. The record is from RefSeq and is a predicted model, not a curated record. Gene Ontology annotation, molecular function: protein binding. Bases 60 to 719 code for a protein of 219 amino acids. The transcript has 6 exons. Lineage: Eukaryota; Metazoa; Chordata; Actinopteri; Elopiformes; Megalopidae.